GAGGCUAGCCGUGGCCAGCCAUUCCAACUAAGUAAACCAUCCCCCACCCGAGAUAGUUACCUAGUGCCCACUGUGUUUUGACCGCUACUACAACUACUCCUCGGCGUCCGUUCCUUAAAUUUAUCGACUUAAUUUCCCGGCCGUUUCGACGCAGUUUUAAUCCCCAGAGGCCUUUCUUCCCCGUUCCCCUGUCUGGGUUGCUUUGCAUCUCUGACACUCAACCCUACCGCUUCCUCCACAGUCGGUGAACAUGUCGUCUGCGACACCUCGCAAGCCCGGCACCCCGGGCCAUUCCGCCAGAUCAUCCACUGCAGAGACUCAUGCGGCCAACGGGGCCUCAUCGCGACCGCACUCCCGGUCUCCCAGUACGUCGACAAAUGGCGUCUCUCGCUCCCCCUCCCUCCGUGCCUCGACCCCCGUCUCCGCGCGGGCUGCAGCCCGGAAGCCGGGGCGGUCCAACCUAAGCACCUCCAGUGCCCCGAAGGUGACACCCAACGCCUCCGAGGAGGAGGCCCGCGCUCAGAACGCGGCUCUCAUCGACGACCUCAAGGAGCAGCUGCAGAAGGCUGAGACCGCCUCCGAGCAAUACCGCAAGCAGCUGGGCGUUCUUCAGAUGCGGCUCGACGAAGCGGUCAGCGAACAGGGCAAGCUGGAGGACCAGAGCCACGAGAGGGAUAGUAAGGUCGAGGCCCUGAAUGGCGAGAUCCGUGACCAUGUCCGCCAGAUUCGCGAUCUGGAGCAGGCACAUGAACUCGAGCGGAACGCCAUGUUGCAAGAGAAGGAGCAACAAGCCAGUCGGGAGGAAGAGAUGCAGGCCACCAUCCAGCGCCUGAAGGAAUCCCUGGCCCAGAAGGAGCGAAACGCCGAUGCCGAUAAAACCAGUUUCCGCAACCGAGCGUCACCGGACGUCGAUGGACAAUUCGCGCCCUCUUCCCAGAUUGAGCGGAGCCCUUCACGGAAUAACUCGAAGCUGCUUCUGCAGAAGGAUAAGCUGAUCGAGUCUCUUCGCCUCGAGUUGGCGGAGUCUCAGAUCAAGCUCGUCGAAAUGGAGAAUAAGGGUGGUGGCAGACAGCGCGAGCUGGAGAAGGAGCUUCUGGAAGCCCGUAUGGCCAACGCCCGCUUGAUGGAGGACAACGAGAGCUACCAGUUGCUUCUCAGCGAGAGAACCCUGAACGGUGACUUCACCAAGGGCGACUUCAUGCGCGAAGUCCACCCCGACACUGCCGACGAGGCCACCGAGGCUGGCAGUGGAUUGGGCUCCUUGGCCGAUGAGCUCGAAUCUGUCGAUGCCAGGGCUGAGACGGAUCACGCACGCAAGCUUGAGCUGGAAGUCAAGGCCCUGAAGGACCAGAACAAGGCCCUCACCCUUUACAUCGAGCGCAUCAUCAGCCGGCUCCUGCAGCACGACGGGUUUGAGACUAUUUUGGACAAGAAUGAAAACGACCCCCCAUCCAAGAGAGGAGCUGCCAGCAACAAAGAGCUCCCGCCAACCCCGCCCGAGAAGGAUGACGCCGCAUCGCAAACCUUCGUCCAGAGAGCCCGGUCAGUCGUGGGGGCCCCGAUCCCAGCACGGCCUAUUCAUUUGGCCCAGCCACGGUCGCGCCCCACCAGCUAUAUGCCACCUCCGACCAGCAUGCCCACCGCUCACGAAAACCCGGAGACAGCCCCCAGCAUUCCCCUUCGUGCUCAGUCAAUCCGCGGUCACCGUCGGACAAGGUCCGAGCAGACCGAUCCCGGAGCCGCCUCUGUCGUCGGGCAGAUGUAUCGGGGACGCAACUCGGGUGGGCCUAUCAGCCCUACUCUCAUGGGACCUGGCAACCGCCAAAGCGCAUUCUCUGGGGCGAGCAUCAUGUCGAGCAUGAGCACCGGUGGCCGUGCCCCGUCUCUCUCUAGCCAGUUGGAGCACAGCCGCUUGAGCAGCUCAGACAGUGUGACGAGCGACCCGGCUGGCGAUACGGCAUCUACGGGUGCGACCUCGAACUCCCCUCGCUCCAGCACCGGCAUGACCAACUACACUGGAGCCGUGAUGACCCAGAAUAAAUUGCGCCCUCUGCGGCUUGUCAGCGAAACCCGAGCGGCCGAGGAAGAGGACGCCGCUCGCAAGAAGGCGAACCGUGGAAGCUGGAUUUCGUGGUUUAACCGUCCCAACCCCACUGAGGCCGGCCAGUCUCCCAUCUGAGCGCCAUCGCCUCGGGAUAAUUGGGGAUACUCUCUCCUCCGCCUUCCAGGGAAAUCAAUACUCUGCUCCUUGUGUUAUUCGCAGUUAAUGCGCAUGAUCUUCUCUGCCCUCGACGAACAGGGCCAUG
Molecule: messenger RNA, 2306 nt
Organism: Aspergillus heteromorphus CBS 117.55
Lineage: Eukaryota; Fungi; Ascomycota; Eurotiomycetes; Eurotiales; Aspergillaceae
Exons: 2
Coding region: 251-2179 (642 amino acids)
Source: RefSeq, a predicted model, not a curated record